Messenger RNA from Callorhinus ursinus (northern fur seal), 681 nucleotides. The record is from the annotation of a RefSeq genome assembly. Lineage: Eukaryota; Metazoa; Chordata; Mammalia; Carnivora; Otariidae.
AUGCACGAAAAUCUAUUCGCCUCUUUCACUUCCCCUACAAUAAUAGGCCUCCCCAUCGUAACUCUGAUCAUCCUGUUUCCAAGCAUACUAUUUCCCUCACCUAACCAACUAAUCAGUAACCGCCUCACCUCAAUCCAACAAUGAUUGAUUCAAUUAAUAUCAAAACAAAUAAUGUCAAUCCACAAUCACAAAGGACAAACGUGGGCAUUAAUACUCAUAUCACUUAUUACAUUCAUCGGAUCUACCAACCUACUAGGACUGUUACCACACUCAUUUACUCCCACUACUCAAUUAUCUAUAAACCUAGGAAUAGCUAUCCCAUUAUGGGCGGGAACAGUUAUCGUAGGAUUACGACAUAAAACCAAGGCAUCCUUAGCCCACUUCCUACCCCAAGGGACACCCUCUCCCCUUAUCCCAAUAUUAGUAAUUAUUGAGUCUAUCAGCCUACUCAUUCAACCUAUAGCCUUAGCCGUACGACUAACAGCCAAUAUCACUGCAGGCCACCUACUAAUCCACUUAAUCGGUGGAGCCACCCUGGCCCUUACUAAUAUCAGCAUAAUCACGGCCUUUAUCACUUUUAUCAUCCUCACUCUACUCACAAUCCUUGAAUUCGCUGUAGCCUUAAUCCAAGCCUAUGUUUUCACUCUACUAGUUAGCCUAUACUUACACGACAACACCUAA